Dalotia coriaria is the source of this 1091-nucleotide messenger RNA. RefSeq names its product clavesin-1-like. The record is from RefSeq and is a predicted model, not a curated record. Gene Ontology annotation, molecular function: phosphatidylinositol bisphosphate binding. Gene Ontology annotation, cellular component: membrane. Bases 78 to 908 code for a protein of 276 amino acids. The transcript is spliced from 5 exons. NCBI's taxonomy places the organism in Eukaryota, Metazoa, Arthropoda, Insecta, Coleoptera, Staphylinidae.
AUACAUUUCUUUCGACCUUGAUAACUAUUUAAAGCAAGACUUUUGUGUUAGAAAUAUCGCAAUUCUAAAGAGUCACGAUGAUUCCAUCGACGUUUUGUGAGUUAACUCCGGAACAAGCAAAGAAAAUCAAGAGAAAUCUUAAUGAAGAUGAAUAUCGAUUUGUUACACAAAUUAAAAGUUUAAAAAUGUGGAUGGAUAGACAUCCAUUUAUACCUAAGCAAUAUGAAGUGGAAAUGUUAGAAAUUUUUCUGCGAGCGUGUAAAUAUGAUAUGGAAGCAACAAAACAGAAACUAGAAAAUUACUUUGUGAAUAAAACAAAAUGUCCGGAGAGUUUCAAAGUUUAUAGUUUUGAAGAAAUCGAUUGGGAAACACUCAACAACUUUUACUUUCUAGCCUCGAGAAAAUUAACGCCUGAAGGUUAUAAAGUUACUUUUGCUGGAUUUCGUGAAGUGAAUAUUAAUUCAUGUAAUAUUGAGGUUAUGUGUAAAUUUAUAUGGAUUUCCGCUAUUUAUAAAGCAAAUUUAAGCACUUUAGACGCUGGGAAUGUUCUGGUUAUAAACAUGAAUGUUUUCUCACCAACAAUGGUUGUACAAUUAAUGACGCCAUUUUUGAAACAAACGGUGAAAUUACUCCAAACAACUUUUCCAUUUCGGACCAAACAAAUAUUUAUUAUCAACGCCCCGGGAUAUGCAGAAAAUUUUAUCAAUGUUUGCAAAAUGUUCCUGAACGAUAAAAUUAAAAACAGAGUUAUAAUUGAAGCUGGUGAUGAUAAAAUGAAAGCAUCAAUACCCAAUUAUUGUAUUCCAUCAGACUUUGGAGGAACAGGCGAUGCUAUAUCUGAUCGAAUUCAAGAAUGGUUUAGUUUACUUAAACAUUACGAGCCGUGGUUCAAACAACAUGAAAAGUAAUUCCCUUGAUUGAUAAAAUACCAAAAGAAUUGUUUGCUAGUUCUAGUAUUGAUGAUGAAAUGGGAACACAAGGAUCUUUUCGACAACUAUCAAUAGAUUAAUCACAAUUAAUCACAAUCACAAAAUAUUUAACACCAAAUAUAAAAUUAUUUUAUUUAAAUUUACAAAUAGUUACAAAUGUGA